Messenger RNA from Pungitius pungitius (ninespine stickleback), 3305 nucleotides. It is a transcript of the gene cers6, whose product is annotated as ceramide synthase 6. Gene Ontology annotation, biological process: ceramide biosynthetic process. Gene Ontology annotation, molecular function: DNA binding; sphingosine N-acyltransferase activity. Gene Ontology annotation, cellular component: membrane. Bases 1400 to 2593 code for a protein of 397 amino acids. The transcript is spliced from 11 exons. The record is from RefSeq and is a predicted model, not a curated record. NCBI's taxonomy places the organism in Eukaryota, Metazoa, Chordata, Actinopteri, Perciformes, Gasterosteidae.
UACAAAUGUCAUCUGGCGGCUGCAGCAGAACGACUGUGCCGCGCGCGAGGAGACGCAACCCGGAAAAAAAAAAUAACGGACCGUCCACACAUGCGCGCGCAGUGCGCGGGUGACACGCCAGUUGACUUCACGAUGGCACGGCGCGCGCUACGCACACACUGAGGGAACAUUGAUUGGAGUAGACAUGUAUGUCAGAAGAGUCAACGGCAUCCUAAUUUUGAACUAAUUGCGUGUUUCCGGGCAGCUUUUGUGUCAAACCGGUGUGGGUUUGUAUUGUCUGGUAAAACACGUACUCGUCAGUGGCUUCGUGUGAGUCAGUAAUACGGAUGCGUGACGAUUUGGUGUCACAUGUAGAGACUUCAACAGAGGACGACGUGCACGCCGGCCGGCAGAUGGCGCCACUAACGCGUUGUAUUGUCCAGUGGUGGGUGACGACGACUGGGACAAAGGAUGCACGUUUGAGCAGACGUAGAAAUGUAUUGCUGGAGUGGGAAAUAGACAUAAAAUGAUAUGAAUGUAUGUUCAAUAAAAAUGUACUUAUAUGUAUGAUAUAGUGUUGAUUGUUAAUUAUGUUUCACACGUAAUUCUGAUUAACUUGCGUGUAUUAGAAGGCUUUAAUCAAUGCAAAUAGUUGGAUAUUCACUUACACCUAAUAUCUUGUCCAAGAGUCCAACAAACUAUAGUCUCAAUAUAAAUAUAUAUUAAAUGUAAAUGCCCGAAGCUAUAGUACAUGUUAGGAAAAAAAGCUUUGUUUUUAUUUCACAUUAAACAUCCGAAUACCAGGUCAGAAUGCUUCUUCCCGAAGGUCAACUUCAGGCUAUCAAACUGUCAGUAGGAGGCGUAAUUUACAAACUGGUGUUGCCGUAUAAAUUGGGUUUGAAUUUUACUUUUACUAAAAAAACACCAACGUUUGGUCUGAGUUUGCUAAUAAUAACUAUAGAGUCAUCUCGUGUGGGCUCAUUGUGUUUUUUUUCUUACGUUUAAUAAGCAAGAUGUCUAAAAAACUACCGGAAUACACAAAAUUAAAAAAACAAAGCUAAAACAAAUACUGCACUCGUCCACAGUCAUAAAAAGCGACGCGAGUGACACAAAAAGGUGCGACGUAAUAAUAAAUGUACCGGCGUUACGUCCACCGACCGUGCUGCAUGACAUUUGAACGCACCAAUCAGUCGCUCGGGAGCUGAUUGAGUCUACUUCCCUACAUUGGAGCAGCUGAAGGGGGAGUGAGGUGAAAGCGGACGGACGGUCGAUCUCGAACGGAUAUCUCUCCACAUCCUCCCGACUCUGCGAGGGGGACCUUCGGCACACCGCGGCCCGUCUAUCUCUCUCUCUAUCUCUCUCUCUUUUCCCCGACGCUCCGCGCCUCCGGGUCGCGGUUAUUCUGCUUUCGCCGCGAGCCAUGGCCGGUAUUUUGGCGUGGUUUUGGAACGAGAGGUUCUGGCUCCCGCAUAACGUAACCUGGGCUGACUUAAAGAACACCGACGAAGCGACCUUCCCGCAAGCGGAGGAUCUGUAUCUGGCGUGUCCUCUAGCCUUCUGCAUCUUCAUGAUCCGGCUGGUUUUCGAAAGAUUUAUAGCAAGACCAUGUGCCAUGGGGCUGAAGAUCCAAACCAACGGGCCGCAAAAAGCACAACCCCACGCCAUCCUGGAGAAGGUUUUCACUGCUAUAACCAAGCACCCAGAUGAGAAGAGACUGGAGGGCCUGUCCAAGCAGCUCGACUGGGACGUGCGGACCAUCCAGCGCUGGUUCAGACAACGUCGGAACCAGGAGAAGCCCAGCACUCUCGCCCGAUUCUGUGAAAGCAUGUGGAGAUUUACGUUCUAUCUAUACAUAUUUACCUAUGGAGUGCGUUUCCUUAAAAAGACUACAUGGCUUUGGAAAACUAAAGACUGCUGGUACAACUACCCAUACCAGCCGCUGACUGUGGACAUCCAUUAUUACUAUAUACUGGAGCUGUCUUUCUACCUGUCAUUACUCUUUUCUCAAUUCACAGACAUCAGGAGGAAGGACUUCCUGAUCAUGUUCCUGCACCAUGUUGCAACGAUCUCUCUCAUCACCUUUUCCUAUGUGAACAACAUGGCACGAGUGGGAACUCUGGUCAUGUGUCUCCACGACGCAGCCGACGUGCUCAUAGAGGCUGCCAAGAUGGCCAACUAUGCCAAAUGUCAAAAAUUGUGCAACCUCCUGUUUGCGAUGUUUGCAAUUCUCUUCGUAAGUUCCAGGCUGGGAGUUUAUCCUGUCUGGAUAUUAAAUACCACCUUCUUCGAGAGUUGGGAAAUCGUGGGGCCCUACCCGUCCUGGUGGGUCUUCAACCUUCUUCUGAUCCUGCUGCAGCUUCUUCACUCCUUCUGGUCCUACCUCAUAGUGAAGACGGCGUGCCGAGCCAUCUCCAAAGGGAAGGUGGGAAAAUGGAAUCCGUUGCAUGUGUCAAAGGAUGACCGCAGCGACAUUGAAUCCGGCUCUGACGAGGACGACAGUCCCCCGACCAAUCACAAGCACCACAGCAGCAGCAGCAGCACCACCAACGGGACCAACAAAAGUCACGGGACCAACGGCUACCUGACGGGGGCCCCGUAUCCCGACGAACACUGACUGUGUGUGCGUGUGCGUGCGCGAGUGUGUGUGUGUGGUAGAGACAUGCACAUUGCCUGUCUGGUACUGGAAUUGUUGACAGAUUAAUGUGAACGCAGUUUUGUUAUAAUUUGAUUCUUUCCUAAUUUCCGUGCACAAUUGAUUCACUUCCUCUAUAUACUUACAUCAAACUGCACUUAGUUAAAUAUCAGCACUCCUAUUGGUACAACCCACUCUGUUCAGCCCACAACCGAAAGCAUUCCACUUGAUGGUGUACGCAUGCUACUUUAACAUACAGUAGUCUGGCAUACUGGGGGUGAGUUAUGUUCCUAUGUUUACGUCCUUGUAUGUUAUUUAUUCUUUUAUGAAUAUGUUAGGAGAUUGUUAGACAUCUUUUUUUUGUUGCAUUGAUGCUGGUGUUAAAGAGGGAAUUCUCUUUUUAUCUGAAACACCUUUUAUUUUUUUUCACACCGCCCAUCAUGACAAGUAUUUGCAUAAUACUGAAGACCUGAGUUUAUUUUUAAUGCUACACCCCCAAAGAUAUGCCAAAAUGUGUGAUGUUUACUCUCAUUUUAAAACCCAUUCUCCACUUAAACUGUAUACGAGAUGUCAAUAACAGUGUUAUGUAUGUGCACCAAAUAUGGCUAGAUGCUAUAUUACAUCAUUUUGUUAAGUAUUCUGAUACAUUUCCAGUAAGCAUUUUAUUAAAGGCCAUUGGUCUUCUAUGGAGGCA